AUGGGAUGCUGCAACUCAAGGACCAAAAAAGCCCUCAAAAUAGGCUGUGGCUUCACGGUGAUUCUCUUACUUACUAUUCUUAUUGUUGCCAUUACCCUAUAUUUCACUAUCCUUAAGCCAAAAGAUCCAAAAGUCACAACUCAGUCCGUCACAUUAGAGUCCAUAAGAUUUGAGCCAUUUCCAGCAUUUCACCUCAACGUAACAAUUGGCCUGAUCCUCGCCAUCCAUAAUAGGAAUUAUGGAAGCUUUAAGUAUGACAGUAGCAUAGCUAACGUGACUUAUCGCGGUGAUCCAGCAGCAGAAGCACUAAUUAUAGCAGACACCAUUCCAGCUAGAGCGGAUCAUGAUUUGAACACAACAGUGCUAAUUGAUUUAGAUGGUUUCUCUAAGAAUCCUAAUUUCUUAGGAGAUCUAUUUUCUGGUUGCUUGAAUUUUACUUCGUCAACCAUUCUACACGGGAAGGUCACUGUGUGGAAAGUCAUGAAGCUCAAAGCCACAACAGUUAGCACCUGUGACAUCUCAGUUUUCACCAAAUUCCAGAAUGCAACUUCUGUAUGCAAAUCCAAAAUUAAGUUCUGA
This is a messenger RNA of Capsicum annuum, 579 nucleotides long. RefSeq lists its product as uncharacterized. Gene Ontology annotation, cellular component: plasma membrane. The record is from RefSeq and is a predicted model, not a curated record. The coding region runs from base 1 to 579 and encodes 192 amino acids. The transcript has a single exon. NCBI's taxonomy places the organism in Eukaryota, Viridiplantae, Streptophyta, Magnoliopsida, Solanales, Solanaceae.